AUGGAGGUGCCCAACACCAAGCUCCACCGAGCUGCCUGCCUCCUGCUCCUGCUCCUGCUCUGCUCCCUGGCUGCUGCCCGGCACAGUCUGCCUGAGUGCUGCCGGCAGAAGACCUGCUCCUGCCACAUCUAUGACCUCCUGCAUGGCAUGGGCAACCAUGCCGCCGGCAUCCUCACGCUGGGCAAGAGGAAGAGUGUCCCCCCGGCAUUCCAGAGCCGGCUCUACCGCCUGCUGCACAGCUCUGGCAACCACGCUGCGGGCAUCCUCACCAUGGGCAAGCGUGGGGAGCGCCCUGGCACUGCCUGCCACGAUGCAUCGGGCUGCCCCAUGGGCGCAGAAACGCAGCCAGCGCUGAUGCUGCGGGGCACUGACACCAGCCCUGCCAGCCCCAGGGAGUGCCAGGGACACUCAGGGAAGGACUUGCCAGGGACACUGACCAAGAGCCAGGCCCAGGGAGCUGCUAAGAGCUUUUAUUGAGAGGGGUGGGGGCAGCAGGAG
Strigops habroptila (Kakapo) is the source of this 498-nucleotide messenger RNA. RefSeq names its product hypocretin neuropeptide precursor (gene HCRT). Bases 1 to 477 code for a protein of 158 amino acids. Gene Ontology annotation, biological process: feeding behavior; neuropeptide signaling pathway. The record is from RefSeq and is a predicted model, not a curated record. Lineage: Eukaryota; Metazoa; Chordata; Aves; Psittaciformes; Psittacidae. The transcript is spliced from 2 exons.